Polyodon spathula (Mississippi paddlefish) is the source of this 2324-nucleotide messenger RNA. Its product is annotated as adenosine deaminase 2-like. The record is from RefSeq and is a predicted model, not a curated record. Lineage: Eukaryota; Metazoa; Chordata; Actinopteri; Acipenseriformes; Polyodontidae. Gene Ontology annotation, biological process: inosine biosynthetic process; adenosine catabolic process. The transcript has 12 exons. Gene Ontology annotation, molecular function: adenosine deaminase activity. Bases 344 to 1960 code for a protein of 538 amino acids.
UUUGUGGCUGAAAGGAAAGACAGUGAAGUGCAAGAUCUGGGUUCUCAUUCCGUAAACACAGAGGAGGAGCAACCGUUUGGAUGUUAACAUGACCCUGAAUAUUCACAGGAAGUGUACUAUAAACUAAGACCUUGUCGACGAUGUUUACCAGGUUGUUGUUUGUCACAGCACAGAGAAAAACAUUCAGGCUAAAUGCUAAGGGCAUUAUCGUCUGUGAACACGGGGCAGUAGAGUCCAGCAUUCACUUUAUUGUUUUACGUGAUUCAGAAGAACGGAUACGUGGUGAUGGUACUUGGUAACGACAUUCCACAAGUUGCGGUUUACUGUUUAAAGAUCUAGAGGGAUGUCAGCUGAGCUCCAGCCUGUAAGAGCCACCAUGGCCACGCUGUCUGUCUGCUUGCUCUGUUUGUGUCACAGCGCUCCCACCUCCCUGAGGGAACAACUCAUGCAGCAUGAGGAGUCUCAGCGCACUGGGGGGAGCCUGCUGCUGACCGGGACAGAGGUGCAGGUGAGCAGCCUGCUCCGCAGCCUGAUGGAGCAGGAGCUGGAAGCCUGGCAGCGCUCUGGGAAAUUCCCUCCAGCAAUGCACUUCUUCAGGGCCCGCAAGCUCAUUGAACAGAGCCCGGUCUUCAAGCUCAUACAGAGAAUGCCCAAAGGAGCUGCCUUGCAUAUUCACGACUAUAGUAUUCUGAGGGUUGACUGGUUGAUCAGAAACGCAAGCUACGUUUCACACUGCUAUAUCUGUUUUACCACCAAGAAUUCGGUGAGAUUUCACUUUUUUGCGAAAGACCCCCAGACCAGACUGCCAAACUGUUCCGACUGGCUUCUACUCGAGACCCUAAGGAAAAAAAUCAGCAACGUCAACGAAUUUGAUAACAGUUUAAUCAGAAACCUCACCCUCUUCACAGAGGACCCAGAGGCUACCUAUCCUUCCCAGGAUUCCAUCUGGCGCAAGUUUGAGGAGCUGUUUGGAGUAGCCUCGGGCCUUAUCUCCUAUGCCCCAGUGUUCAAAGCCUACUUCUACCAGGCUCUCCUGGAGUUCUACCAGGAUAACGUCAUGUACAUCGAGCUCAGGGUGAUUCUGCCACCGUUCAAUCGAGCCACAAAGUGUGCAUCACCCAGCAUUUCACCGGGACCCACACUGGAACUUUUACACAUGCAAGUGUACGAACUGGACGGCACGACUCAUGAUAAGGAUUGGUCCAUGGCUGCCUAUCGGGACGUUGCCAAGCAGUUUGUUGCAGCUCAUCCUGAUUUCUUGGGCGCUCAGUUCAUCUUCACAACACACAGGAAUCAAGAUGUUUCUAAAAUCAAAGAGGCUAUUGACGUAGCCUUGCAUUUAAAAGAGAAAUUCCCUGACAUCAUGGCGGGAUUCGACCUGGUGGGGCAGGAGGAUGAGGGUCACCCUCUCUGGUACUUUAAAGAGCCACUCUCCAUCCCUGCUCUGAAGGGAAUCAACCUGAUGUACUUCUUCCAUGCAGGAGAGACCAACUGGAAGGGCUUGGAUGUGGAUGAGAAUGUGCUUGAUGCUCUUGUGUUGAACACCUCCCGCAUUGGGCACGGCUACGCUCUGGUGCAUCACCCCGCUGCCAGGGAGCUGGCCAGGAAAACCGAGGUCCCAGUGGAGAUCUGCCCCAUCUCAAACCAGGUCAUGCAGCUGGUUUCAGACCUGCGGAACCACCCAGCCUCCACUCUGAUGGCUGAAGGCUACCCCAUGGUUAUCAGCUCAGAUGACCCAGCCAUCUUCGGCGCCAAAGGCCUGUCCUAUGAUUUCUACGAGGCCUUCAUGGGGAUUGGAGGGAUGAAGUCAGACCUGAGGACUCUCAAACAGCUGGCGACCAAUUCCAUCAGGUUCAGCGCCUUGUCUGCAGAGCUGAAGGCAAAGGCGACAGCACUCUGGCAGAAGCAAUGGGAGCAUUUCAUCAAUGAGACAAUGGCACUGGAGGAGCAGGGCUGCUGAAACCUUUCUAGAAAGAGUAGUUUUUUUUUUUUUUUUUUUUUUUUUUUAAUUUUACUGGCCCCUUUGUGGUCUUUGCCAUCACACACACACACACACAGACAGUGCUACCCUGUUAUAACGUGACCUUUUAGUGCAGUUUCGGUUAUAACAAGGUAAGGUUGUGGCUCUCAUUUCCCCCCAUGUUGCAAAUUGUUUUGUUUUUUCUCCCAAAUUAGAAUAGCCAAUUACUUUUAGGUUUGCCGCUACCACCCCUGUACUGACCUCAGAAAGGUGUGCCGUCAGUCGAUCACUUCUUUUCACACUGCAGUCCCACCAUGCAGCCAUCUCAGAGCUACAGCGUCGGAGGACAACACAGCUCUGGGCA